This is a messenger RNA of Diceros bicornis minor, 2038 nucleotides long. RefSeq names its product tripartite motif-containing protein 75-like. NCBI's taxonomy places the organism in Eukaryota, Metazoa, Chordata, Mammalia, Perissodactyla, Rhinocerotidae. The coding region runs from base 440 to 1852 and encodes 470 amino acids. The transcript is spliced from 2 exons. Gene Ontology annotation, molecular function: protein binding; zinc ion binding. The record is from RefSeq and is a predicted model, not a curated record.
AGGGAGAAGCCGGUCUUGGUGGGUAAGAUCCUAAUAGCUCCACUCUCCUAGUGGUAUAUUUAUGCCAUAGUCUCAUCACCGACCACACAAUCUGCUGCAAUACUGGCCUCAGAGGCUCUUCCCGGAGACCAACCGCACAGACCCGCCCAGAGCCGCCAGCCCCAGGAAUGAAUAAGCACUUUAGAGUCAUGUCUGCUUUCUGACCAAGAGAAUUGGGGAGGCUGGAUUCAACUACCUGAUUGGCUGGAGGUGGUGAGUGGAGCUCCUCUGGGCAUCGACCUAUGCACCUGAGGCCAGUAGCCUCAUAGGAACAAAACAUUCAGGACAGGAAGGACGGUGAGAUCUGAGGGGGUGUCUGGUCAGUGGAGAGAUCCUGCAGAGCCAGAGCCCAAUCUCCUGAAGAAAACCCACCUCAGUCUAGUCCUUCAUUCACAGCACAAUGGCAGUUGAAACAGCCCUGGCAGGACUCCAGGCAGAAGCCAACUGUCCCAUCUGUCUGGAUUAUCUGAGAGACCCUGUCACCAUUGAAUGUGGCCACAACUUCUGUCGAUCUUGCAUCCAACAGUCCUGGGAAGAUCUAUGGGACAUGUUCCCUUGCCCUGUCUGCCGUCACCCUUGCCAACAGAGGCACUUCAGGAGCAACAUCCAGCUGGGAAGGAUGAUUGACAUCACUAAGCUCCUCCACAUCACCAGGAGCAAGAAGAAGAGGCAGGAAAACAGGCGCUUGUGUGAGAAGCACAACCAGCUCCUGACCCUCUUCUGUGAGGAGGACCUAGAGGUGCUGUGUCCCCUGUGCACUCAGCCUCCUGACCACCAGGGCCACCAGGUGAGGCCCCUGGAGGAAGCCGCCUCUCAUCACAGGCAGAGACUCAGCAGUUACAUCGAGUCCCUGAAGACGCAGGUGGCAGACGUUCAGAAAUUAAUAAGCAUUCAAAGCAAAAAACCCUUAGAACUGAGAGAGAAGGUGCAAAAUCAGAGAAGGAAAUUAGCCUCUGAAUUUGAGCAGCUGAACCAGUGUGUAGAACGUGAGCAAGAGGCAGUUCUGUCAAGGCUGGCCGAGGAAGAGAGGGACAUUCAACAGAAACUCAGCGCAAACAUAGCGGCCUUUUCAGAGCACGUUUCUACCCUCAAAGGCCUACUGAAGGAGGUGGCAGAGAGGUGUGUGAUGUCGGAGGUGAGGCUGCUGACAGAUAUCCAGAGCCUCCUCCACAGGUGUGACAGCCUGAAAACCCCGGCUGUCUAUUCGAUCCAGCUAAGGAGAGAAGGAUGCAGCCUUCCCCCGCAGUAUUCGGCUCUGCAGAAAAUUAUACAGAAAUUUAAAGAAGAAGUUACUCUGGAUCCUGAAACAGCACAUCCUAAUCUGCUUGUCUCUGAGGAUAAAAAGUCUGUGACAUUUGCGAGGAAAAAGCAAAGAGUUCCUCGCAAUCCAAAGAGAUUUAUGGUUGAUCCAGUGGUCCUGGGUUCUGAAGGGUUCCAUUACGGCCGACAUUACUGGGAGGUCCAGGUGGGUGACAAGCCUGAGUGGGCCGUGGGGGUUUGUAGAGACUCCCUUUCCAGGAAGGGAAAACGGCCCCGAUCAGGACAGAGCAGACGCUGGACAAUUCAGCUGCAGAAUGGUGACUAUGUCGCACAAGGUGCCGUGACUGUCACUCUUGUGCUGAAGGAAAAGCCUAGAGGUGUUGGCAUUUAUCUGGACUAUGAGUUGGGUAACAUUUCAUUUUACAGUUUGAAUGACAGGUCUCACAUCCAUUCUUUCACGGAUAAAUUUUCUGAAGUCCUAAAGCCUUACUUCUAUAUCAGACGGGACUCUAAACCUCUGACAGUCUGUGCGGUAAGAGAUUAUGAAGCAUGAACUGUGACUUUGCUUCAUUUUCCUCCUGUAAUUUAUGGAGUAGGUCAAAUAUUGCACAACUGUCAGUAAAUGUAGCACCAACAAAAAUUUUUUUAAUGCUCAUUUUGUUACCGCAUGGGGUAACAACGUGGGGCCUUCUGCUUGCUGCAAGACAUGCCAAUAGUCAAGAGGCAAGGUGGUAGGAGA